GAUCGAUGUUCAUGGCGCACCUACUACACCAGACUACAUGCUGUGGUUCCUCUCCAUCACGCGUCGAUGGAUGACACCACGUGCCAUCUUCGCAACAGCACAUUACGCACCUUCUGUGCCUACGAUGACCCAAUUUACGCAAGAUGCGGCAGACGUGAUGCGGUACAGCCACGAGGAGCCGGUGAGGGAGAUAUUAAGUGCUGUAGAGUCCUCACCGACUACCGCCCAUACGCACGUCUCAUCUCCUACCUAUGACUACCAUUUGGAGGAGAUGGGCCAUUCAUACCCCGUUGACGUUGCGGGGAUCUCGCAGGCUGGACUAUCACAGCCAUUACAGUUCCAGUCCCUUCCACUGCCAGAGCGACACCCAAACGCCUCUUACUACCGUAGGAGGCAUAGGAGACCAACUCAGUUGGAUAGGGUAGAUGAAAGUCGUGAGCGUUAACGUUUAACUUUUGUGUAUU
Molecule: messenger RNA, 464 nt
Organism: Amaranthus tricolor (Joseph's coat)
Lineage: Eukaryota; Viridiplantae; Streptophyta; Magnoliopsida; Caryophyllales; Amaranthaceae
Exons: 2
Coding region: 38-445 (135 amino acids)
Source: RefSeq, a predicted model, not a curated record